AGAGUCUGCAGCAGCAUUUAAAUGCUGCGAGGUCCUGCGUAUCAGCAGCAGGCAGAGAAGCCAGGAGAACACAGCUCUUCUGCUGGACUCUAACUGAGCUGCCCCAGGAAAAGUCUCUACCAUGAGAACCACCGUGAUCUUUUUUUGCCUCUUAGGCAUCGCCUUUGCCCUACCUAUUGAGAAGGCAGAUUAUAGUAGCUCCAAGGAAAAUCAGACCUUCCCAAGUAAGUCCAUUGAAAGUGAGGACCACAGCAAAGACGUGGACGAUGAUAAUGACGAUGACCAGGUAAACAGCCACGACUCCAUUGACUCAGAUGAUUCUGAUGACUCCGAUGACGACGACCAAGAUGAUAACUCUGACCAUUCUGAUGAAUCUGAAGAAGCCACCACUAAAGUAUCCACAGACAUUCCAGCAACGCUGGUUUUUACUCCAGCUUCUCCCACAGCUGAUGCAAAUGAUGGCCGAGGUGAUAGUGUGGCUUACGGACUGAGGUCUAAAUCUAGGUUACUGAGUUCUGAGUACUCAGAUAUGACCGAGGACCUCACAUCGCACGUGGAAAGUAACGAAGACACACAUGAGUUGGCCCCCAGCCUGCUGAUGAUGUCUGAUGAGGACAACCACCAAGAAUCAGGAAAAGCCCAAAACAGCCACAACUCCGUGAGCGAAGAGUCCAAAGACACUGACGUCCAGGCAAAGGAUAAGUCACUAAGUUUAGAAGACAUCCUAGAUAAAUUUAUUUCCCCUGAGGGGGAUAGUACAUCAGCCUCAGCAGAGAAGAGACCCUUUUCCCCUAGGAUAGAUAGUGAAUCGGCCGAAAUCAAAACCCUUUCCCUUGAAAUGGAGAGUACAUCAUCUGAGAAUAAAUGAAUACAGUAACCUUUUAUUUCUUACUUUGUUUUUCAGUAAAAAAUAGAAAACAUGUUAUUGUGGGUAUGGGAUGAUUCAGGUAUUUUCUCUCUGAUUACUUAGUAAAUAGUCUGUAUGUGAAUCCAGAAGUAGAUGUUGUUAUCAGUUUCUAAAGUUCCCUGCUUCGGAACAUACCUCGUUAAUUAAAUGCUUUGGGUUUGGUCUAAGUUUUACCCAAAUAACAAGUGAAAACAGUCACUGCAGUUUAAUGUUUGCUGUUUAAUGUUUAUCAAUAGAAAUGUAUGCUGAAGUAAACUAAAUACUUUUACAUACUAAUUAGGAAGGCUAUAAACAUGUGUCACUAUAUUUUGUUUUAAACUACUGUUUAUUUUGUUGUGAUUGUUUUGUGUGAAUAAACCUGGUAUCUCUAAUGUAAUGAAA
Molecule: messenger RNA, 1288 nt
Organism: Suncus etruscus (white-toothed pygmy shrew)
Lineage: Eukaryota; Metazoa; Chordata; Mammalia; Eulipotyphla; Soricidae
Gene: SPP1
Product: secreted phosphoprotein 1
Exons: 5
Coding region: 122-868 (248 amino acids)
Biological process (GO): positive regulation of bone resorption; cell adhesion; ossification
Molecular function (GO): extracellular matrix binding
Source: RefSeq, a predicted model, not a curated record